AUGAUUGAAAAAGCACCAGAUAGUGCAGAAACACUUAUUUCAGAAAUUGAUUCAACAUUUUCAGCUUUACAAUAUCUUGGAUGUGAUUUUAAAAAAUCAUUAAAUAUAUCAAGUUCAUCAGAUAUUGAUCGAGAAUUAAAAUAUAUGGCUAGUUCAGUAGAAACUAUUCGAGAUAGUCUUGAUCGAGCAAAAAGAUCUUAUGAAGAAAAUGAAACUAUUCGAGAUCGUAUUGAAAAAAUAUUAAAUAAAGUCAAAACUUUUACAAAUCUUCAAGAACAAGAAAAAUUACGUCAAAAUGCUUGUACAAUUUUAUCAAUAAUUCAACGUACGAAAGUUCAACUUAUUGAAUUACGUCCAACAAUAAAUGAUGAAACUGAUCAAAAACUUAAAAAAAUUGAUGAUGAUUUAACAACAAAUUAUGAAUUAUUUGAACAAUCAUUAAAUAAUUAUAAACGUGUAUAUGGAAAUAUAUCGGAUGAUUUAGAUAAAAUGAUUACACAAUUAAAUGCUUAUAAUACAAUACGUGAUGAAUAUGAAAAUCUUAUGGAAAAUACAUUAAAAAUAAUUCAAAUAAUUGAAACUAAAACACAACAAUCAUAUGGUAUUGAUCUUCGACAAAAUUUAGAUUUAUUAAAAGAUUUAACAAAUGAAAUGCAAACACAUCGUUCAUUAAUCGAUCGUUUACAAUUACUUUCAUCAACAUUAUCAUCACAAUUAAUUGAUAAAAAUGAACGUGAACGUGUAAGACGUCGUCUUAAUGAAAUAAUACGUCGAUGGGCACAACUUGAACAAGAUUUAAUGAGUGAAGAAGAAAAUAUGGAAGAAAUAAAAAAUCUUACAGAAUUAUAUCAUUAUAUUAAUAUAAAUUGUGAACAAUGGUUAAAACAAACACGAAUAUUAAUUAAUGAUUUAACUAAUAGAAGAAAUGUUGAAACAUUUGAUCAACUUAUUCCAAAAGGAAAAAAAUACUUUAUUUGA
Molecule: messenger RNA, 978 nt
Organism: Rotaria sordida
Lineage: Eukaryota; Metazoa; Rotifera; Eurotatoria; Philodinida; Philodinidae
Source: the annotation of a GenBank genome assembly